Molecule: messenger RNA, 10212 nt
Organism: Pocillopora meandrina
Lineage: Eukaryota; Metazoa; Cnidaria; Anthozoa; Scleractinia; Pocilloporidae
Source: the annotation of a GenBank genome assembly
AUUAAAUUACUAGAAUAAAAAGAAAUCACUGUGGCGUUACAACGUCAGCAGGUUUUAUUCAACGAUAGAUUUUGCCGGAAAGCCUCCGAUUCAUUGCUCAUUUGUUUACAACGCGAAAACAGUUCGUAUGUAGUAGAAUGAUCUUUUUUAUACAAGAUUCGCUGCUGUUUGUAGCCAAGGCGCUGAGUACGCCAGUCGAGCAGGUAAGGUAUAUUUUUGUAGUUACCUCGCCAAUCGAUUACUGUGUAUGUGUCCUAGAUUCAAGAUUUAAACGCGUCCUGUCUGUCUCACUGAAUCAGCUUACCGACUGUUCCUUUAUAAAAAGCAGAAACCCAGUGUUCAACACGCGAAAAAAGACACAGUUAUUUCGUAAUUAUAACUCUGUUCCAUCUUAAAAAAUUAUAGUAUUGUGCACCCUUUGUCGUAAUGUUUAUAUGCUUAAGUAUGGUCAAAUGAUUUAAACUUCCUGCCGUGUAACCAUCACGUUUAUCAUCUCGAGGAACUCAGAAAAAGUGUAUUAUAAUCUUUGUGAACCACAACUUUUCUCUAAAUCAACGGCGAUGUUAUACGAGCUAGAUAUGUAUAUUGUCAUCUCUGCAGAUCCAGUUCGUCUUUUGCAUGCUGUUAUGUUUCCCGCUUGGAUCCGUAUAUCGCACAACAUUACAUCCGAAAAGGGUGUCAGCAAAUACACGCUUGGCAAUGACAAUACUUUGGGGCCUUUUUUUAGGCUGGAUAUGUUUAGGAAGGUAGGAUUUUAAUUCUGAAACAUUUCGUAAAAUUUAGUUGAGCUUUCCGCUUCGCUUAAUGCAUAUAUUACACUUGGUUUUUGCAUGAGUAGUCAUCGGCUAUGAUUUUAGUAUUUACAUUUGACUUAUUUUAGUGCUCAAGGUUAAGAAGUGUCAGAAACAUGGGAAAAUUUUUUCUCAGCAGGGUGUCUUAAAUCGACUUCUUAGCUUCCUUAUUUCAUGUCAAGGAAAUUUCUAUUCAUAUUAUAAAGAUUUCUAGAACAAUAUCUCAAUUAACUUAAUAUAUGCAUUAAGACAUCUUUGUGUUUUGGCUGUCUUUGUUGGUUUCAUAUAGUAGACAGAUAUUUUCUGCCAGAAAAGAGCGCAUUGCAAUUGAGUGUUAUAAAAACAAAGUCAAAGAACUGCAAACGGAUUUUAACGCCAUUUAGGAGUCGGAUAUUUCGGCCACAACAGUGCGCAUUGCAAUUGCGUGUUAUAACAACAAAUCAAAGUAAUAAAAACAAGUUUUAACACAAAAGGAAUACCUUGAACAGUCAAUUAGAUCUCAGAGUAAACGCAAGCAAGCAACCUAAAGCGCGGGAAAUCGCCUGUGACAGUCUUGCACUGCUCGAGCGAAGGAAUUGGUCGGAAUGUCAAUCACAACCGUGGCGAGGCAAACCGUAUUACUUUCGAAGUUCAAUUGAAAAUUGUCCUAUUGCGCUAACAAAUCUCGUCUCUUCAUUGACUUGAUAGGUGAGCAGAGAGAUUUCUAUUUUUCCUUUUAUUUUCAGCGAAAUGAUUAUCCUGAUUCUAGUGUGUGCACUCUGUUACGGGUUCACAGUGAGUGUUAAUCCAAAGAAAGUCCACAAGUAAGUAAAACUGCACUUUGAUCCUUGAUCCAAUAUUCUUUCAGUUGAAACGUCUUAUACUGGCGUCUCAAUGGCUCAUAAUACGUACCCACCGAUUGCCCCACAGCCAUUAUGUCGUCAGAUCUGAUAAGACGGUCAAAUGAGCGGACUUUUGAAACGGCUGAGAGGCAGCCAAAAUAACAACCCAAUCUAGAACUUCUCACAAGGUUAAAGACGGUCAUGUUAGCCAGCUAGUCAUGAUGUUCUAACUCCCAGCAUGUUUGGUAAAGCUCGUACAAAAUGGUAAAUCACCCUUACUCGAAUAGACUUCGUGACCGCUGUACUGUCAGAUCCAUCGGUAUGUCAUGUUACGUUUUCACAAGAGAAAGUAAUGUGCCAUUAUUUCCUCAAACUAUUCACUAUUCAACUUUUGUUAUCAUAUUAUUGCCACUGUCCAGGGUCGUCAUUGUGGUAUCGUUGAUCUGGUUGUCAGUGGGACAAGUAAUGUGCCAUUAUCUCCUCAAACUAUUCAUUAUUCAACUUUUGUUAUCAUAUUAUUGUCACUGUCCAGGGUCGUCAUUGUGGUAUCUUUGAUCUGGUUGUCAGUGGGACAAAUAGCCCGGAUGAUCCUUUACUAUGGAAUCAAUAGAUUUGACUACUCCGGGUAAGGCGAAAUCUUAAUGAUUAACCCUUUACGCCCUGUCAUCAUACUGUGCUGCAAACAUAUCCUGAAGUUCUUGAUAUGGAAAAUUUGUUUCAUAAAGAAAAGCUUCUUUGGUUUUUUUCCCUUUAUUCUCGCAACCUUGGUGUCUGAUUCACGGGUGACAUUGUAAGGAGAACUUAGAUGCUAGUCAGGUUCAGUGAUCGACCAAUCUUCAGAGUACUUCAGAGUACUGUGAUACUUUCUUUCCUCCUCCAGAGGUCUGGGACUAGUUUAGCCUUGAUUUAGUUGUGUAUCCAUAUCUCUCACGGCCAACCACUCCAGCGGGAUCUGGUUACGAGAUGAAACUCUUCCUUGAAUCACCAAGACGUUUCCAGAUCUCUCCAACUAAACGUAACUGACAAUUUCAAAGUCGUUUUGAGGGACUGACGCGAGUUUUAUGACACAAAUUCGCUGAAUUAGCAACAUUUAAAAGUAUUUUAGGAACUUAAAGAGUCAUAUUGGUCUUUCAGCCGCCUGAUGAUCAUGUUUCAAAAAGUGACAUAUUUGGCAUUCAGCUUACAUGAUGGUAAGAUCAUAAAGUGCCUAGAAAAGUCAAUUUGAUAACAGUUUUCAUAUGUGACUUGUCAAGAAGAGCGGAAAAUACCAGGCCGUUGAGCUGGCUUUCGUUGCCCUGCGCCACGAUCAGCUUUGCACGCGAGACAGUUGGAGCCGACCUGAGGAGAUAUCUCGCGCACUAGAAAAUACCAUACCAUAAUACUUUCUGUUUGCCAGCCGGUGCAAACCGAUUCUUUGGGCGUCUUUUAUAUGCAAGUUUGAUGUAAUUUUUCAAGUCUCUCAAAUCUCUCUAAUGAAUUUGGAUAGUCCAGUAGAAUUCAGAAUGUGUGUAACUACUCAAGAACUUUGCAUUUUGUGCCAAAGGGCAACAUGAAUCGUUCCGCCGAAGCCUAGAGUAUUUUAACAUCAACAUUUAAAAUAUUUUGCUCGCUGAGAUUCACGGUAGAGUUCUCACCACUGAGUCAAUGGGUAGAAACUCUAAUGAACCCUUAGGUGAUUUAAAAUUAAACGCUGAGUGUAUAUAUUAUUUUAAAAAAACGUUCGACAUGCGCUGUGGAGAGUUAGAAUCAUUUUUAACGGCAGGGCUUGGAAGACGGGAAGUUGAACUUUCGAAGGAUCAAAAAGAGCAGAGAAUUCAGUGAGUAUUCCGAGCUUUUCCCAAUAGAUUAUAAAUUGCAUUAAGCUUUCCUAAAACUGUUUUAAAAAAUUUGUCAAGUAGAUGGCAUGUUCCCGCGCGUCUGUUCAGCAACAGAUCACAGAUGACAUCAAAACGUGGUGAGAACAACACAGUGGCACAUGAGGUGGCGGCCAGGUGUCAAAACCUGGAUUUUUCCAAGCUUCUUUGUCUGUAACUUCUUCAAUAUUAGCUUAUAUGCGAGAACGUUUUUUUUUUAUUUCUGUUCACGUCAAUAGUACAUAGACAAGCAUAUGUCCAUUUGUUUCGACAGACGCAUCCCUUCACUGCUAGAGUACUUUGGGUAUAUGUUUCACCACAGCACGCUGUUAGCAGGUCCUGUAUGUACUUUUAAUGACUUCAUGGACUUUAUAGAAGGGCGCGACAUCGCAAGUGCUACAGAUCAGGUUCGCAGAAAGAUUCUUGCCACAGUUCAUCGUUUCCUUUUAUUAACUAAACUUUUGUACCGUGGUAAUUUGUCUCACAAUUUAGAUAUCUUACUAUACUAUGAAGAUUUUAUUCAGUGACGGAUCCAGAUCUUGAGCUGAGGAGGGGGGGGGGGCGGUUUUUUGUCGCUUAUCCUGCCGCUUUCUUUCCUUCUGCAAUUCUUUCUUUUUUUUUUACCCAAUGAUGUGUCCCUUUCCCUAGAUCCGCCACUGAGAUUUAAGCUAUCAAUUAAGAUUCACAAAGUUUCGACUGCUAUACUGUUGCGUACUUGUCAUUAUUAAUCGUCGGAAGAUCGGGGGAGGGCUCAGAGGUUUUUGGUCGUGUCACGAUGAAAUCUACCUGCCCCCUACCCCCCCCCCCCCUACACACACAAGGCUUUGUAGCAUUUUAAUGAUCCUCUUCAUUGUCAGUCAAUUUUCUAAAGUACCUCAUUCAUACUCUGUUAAGGACGAUUGAGACCCCCUCCACCCCCCUGAUAACCAUUUGCCCCCUACCUCCCUCCCUCCCCAAAAAAUCCCUCAACUCCCCAUGAAGCAAGAUGGUCAGCCGCUAUUGGUUCGUUUUGGCGUGCUUUCAUUGGUGCAUUUCAAUCCUCAUCAUUAUUUUGACAAGUAGAUGUUGUUCCCUCAAAGGUCAGACAACGAUUGGGCAUUUAUUUAUCAACAAUCAGAUGGAUUUCUUGAAUAAAAAAGUGUUUCACUUUUCGAAGAGCUAUGCUGUAGUGUCAGCAGAGGAUGGUUACAGCUCAGAACUUGUUAGCGAUUUAAACCUUUGAAUAUAUUAAUAUAUGCCUUGGCAAUCAUAAACUUUCUUUUGUUCUAACUCUCUAUUAACAACAGGAAACCAAAAAGGAACCUUCACCAACGGUAAGUUACUUUAUUCAAAAAAGCCGGCGCAUAAUCUGAUCUCUUUUUGUACCUGAACCCGAAUUCAACUGAACGUAAAAGCAAUUUUAAAUUGAGUGUCAAAAGUAAUCCGGGACUACAUUAAUAUUGUAUUUACUUUCUUGUGCUUUGUGAUUGGUCCAGAGAAAACUCACACUACUUUCGCUACCAAUCAGAUUCAAAACUGAAACCAAUUGCGACUUGGUCGCCCGCGUUUUCCCGCGCUUUAAGCACUUUGCUUGUUUUUACCUUGAGUUCUCAUUGGCCCUCGUAAUUUUCACUUCUUCUGAUUGUGAUGGUUUUGGUUGUUACGAUGUUCGGUCAAGAUGCGUCCUAAUAGCUCUUCGAUUCUGCUUUCUCAUCAGAAUGCUGUUGUAACGAAGCUCGCCUCAAGUCUCCUGUGUCUGGUCCUCUUCUGCAUUUUGUCCAAAAUAUUUCCUUUCCAUCUUACUGCAGGUAUGCGUUUCUAUUGAUUCUUCUUGAUACAGCUCACAAUUCUCUGCCAAAUAGUGAACAGGAAAUGUUUAGUGGCUCGAAGGGAGAAUUCACAAUUAGACCCGAGGGUAAAAAUUUAAAGAUAUGCAGAUGAAUCAUUUUUUAUCUCAUUUUUCUCAGUAAUAGUUUGCUUAAAAAAAACAUAUUCGACUUUUUAUCGCUAAAUGAAAAUGAGAGUAAUCUUCUCAGUAACAAACAUUACUUAAGCAAAAGUGGAAAUAGAGCCUGAAAAAAAUUAAGGCUUGUACGGAAGUCGGAACCAUGACCCCUGCGAUACCGGUGUCGUGCCUUACCAAUUGAGCUAACAAGCUAACUGGUAACUAGUUGUUUUUUGGUUUGUAAUAAAUCUGUGAAGUAAUAAAUGAACGACUGUGAAAAUAUGAAUAUCAAAUGAACUCCCAGUUGGCUUGAUAGCUCUAUUGGUAGAGUACUACACCAGUUUCGCAGAGGUUCAACUCCCGUACAAGCCUGAAAUUUUUUCAGGCUUUGUUUCCAUUACUGCUAAAGUAGUGUUUGUUACUAGGAAGAUCACUCUCAUCUUUUUUUCAGGCUUCAUUUUCACUACUGCUUUAAUAAGUAAUGUUCAUGACUGUGCUGAUCACUCUCAAUUUCAUUUAUUAAUCCGCAGUUCAAAUAUAUUAUAUUUAUAUAAUCACAGUCGUAUUUUCAUCUCUAAUUAGCCAGUACCAUACUGUUCAUUUAUUCCAGAUUCCAGUUUCAUUGCCAAUAGUUCUUUCUUGUGGAGAAUGGCUUUUGCGUUUCUUGCCAUGUUCACUACACGUUUUAAGUAUUAUUUUGCUUGGAUUAUCGGUAAGUCGACAGUUACUUUUCUUUGUUCAUGAAGGGUAAAAGGACUGCGUCUGCGCAUGAAUUAUGCAAGCCCUACUGCUGAAGUAUGGGCAAUGCAACUCCCUGUAAAUGAAAUACAAGUCCAUCGCUCUAACGUCAUGUCCGCGAUUUUAAUCCACAGCGGACGCAGUAAAUAACGCAUGCGGCUUAGGAUUCAAUGGUUAUGAUCCAAGCGGGCGAGAGCGUUGGAACAAAAUGACAAACGUUUAUCCAGUGGAUUUAGAGGUUUGUGAAUCUGAUUUGGGAAACUAAACAAAUUUAUCAACGAACAUAAAAUAUAAAAGGUUCCAGAUUGGGAGUUUUCAGUUGGUAAAAUUUCCUGACCUUUUCCACUGAGAAGGAGCUGAUUCAAAAGAAAUUGCUGUCAGCUUUCCUCUAAAGACAACCUGUGCUAAAUGAUACCAAAGAGAGGACUGGAAGAGAUAAAAGUUUCUUCCUAAGUAGACAACAAAAUGAGCCAAGUAGAGCUUGGACCCAGCUCCCUCAAGCAGGAUUCUAACGCGCUAAUCCUUAGUCCAUAACGCCAUAACGUAUGCAUUAUAAACAGGGAUGGCAGGUCUUGAAACAGUUUUGUUAUUUUGGUAUUUGAGGAGGGAAUUACACUGCAUGACCAUGUAAAACGAUGUAAGAGGCUCGUAUUUUUACACCACUCAGUCUAACCCAUCAGACGAUAUUUAGAGCUUUGACUAACCGUUGUUAGUUCUUCCAUGUGAACAAUAGUAUACAAUCUGCUCCUAGAUAUUUUACUGAGUCACAUCUCCUGAGUGAAAUACGAGUAAAAUACUCACGACAUCACUGAACCUUACAAAAAUACCACGUCGAGUCUUUCUCUAGAUUAAGUCGUAAGCCUUGUAUUGUUUGGUAUUCCUAGAUAUCCACGAACUUCAAAGACUUGUUGAACAACUGGAAUAUAACAACAAAUCUUUGGCUUAAAAGGUGAGCACUAAGAACAUUGUGACUUAAUCAACGAUGUGAAUUUACAACAUAAAAUUGUUAUAACCACUUUGUAUCCAGCUACAUCACCUUAGAACCCUCAAACUAAUUCUUUUAGCCUAAGGAUCUAACCCGAGAUUUUCCUUUCCAAAUGUUAUAAAAUUCCUCAUGAAUCAGUUAAGAGAAAUUAGUGUUAUAUCAAAUGGCAAUACUCUUGCACUGAUACAAAUUUCAAUUGCUGGAUAAUAAAUUGAUAUUAAUAAAUUGAAAUUCGAUGAAUAGAGGAACAGUUUUUCUAUCUCCCUACUCACCCCUACCCCCUUCAGAUCAAGCGGGAAAAUUAAAAAACAACUUUGUCUUUCGAAGUAAACGAAACUGAUAAGCGUUCUCUCUCGUGACUGUUUGUCCAUUCUUUCUCUUUGUAUCAGGAUUGUUUAUCAGCGAGUAUCUCACCAUAGAACGUACUUCACUUUAGCUGUAUCUGCCAUAUGGCAUGGAUUUUAUCCCGGUUAUCUUUUGGCAUUGUUAGUUUCUAUAUUACUCAUAGUAGCUGACAGAAAGGUAAGCUUCUAACUGUUGAAAUAACUGACGUUACUACGCUCCAGUCAUGCUCUGCAAUCAACAAAGAGAUCCCAUGUUGCCUUGCGUCUGUUUCGUCAUAGAUCACAGGUGACGUCAAAAUGUUGUAAGUACAAAGAAAUGGCAAACGAGACGCAGCCGAGUGUGACGUCUUCUGUGAUCUAUACCUGAACAGAUCCACGGCAAUGGAAUCUAUUUGUCUUAUUGAAAAGAAGAAAAAGCUAAAAAAAAUUGAAAUGGUGACGUCAUCUAUGCGUCUGUCCUCCAUAAAAAGGCCAAUAGGUCAUAGGUGAGAACCGAUCAAUAAUGCUUGGGUAAUCCAUGAUAUUAUAUAGACCUGUACGGCCUCUGACCAGAGCUUGGCCAAGUGACGGAGUGGUGAAAAUACAACAAGUAAAUGAAUAUUCUUAUUCCAGGUGCGACAUGCUUGUGACGACCUCCGCGGAAGGACAUCCCGUUGAUCAAUAGCUUGUUGCAAUUUCUUCAGUGGAUGGCUUGUAACCCUCUGUGUGCCUCCUAUUGUUUGGCAGCGUUUGUGCUGCUCAGAUUUGAUCUCUCAAUGAAUUUCUACAGGUAAGAUGACUCAUGCGUUGCUAUUGGUCGGUGAGUGAUUCACCCUCUAAUGGGAAACUUGUUCUGUCAGGACGCAUACAUCUAUCCAGGUCUGCCCCCUUUGUGCUCGUAGAAUGUUGAAAAGUUACUCACUCGAAUGCCAAAAAGUUGCUCUGAUAUUACCAAAAGUCCAAAAAAAGGUGACUAAAUUUCAAAACUUCCUACCUUAAUUUCUUGAUAUUUUUAAAUAGACGUUAAUCAAAGCUUUAUACGCUUUUUCUACGCUGCGAUUGCCAACAUCUUACCUUUAAAGAGUUGCUUGCAAAUAUGGGCGAAACUUAAGGAUACUCUUAAGUCUAACAGAACAAAACACUUAGUUCGUUUGUGUUGAUAAUUAUUCAAUAAAUUUGCAUGAAUUGAAGCUUUCUACGAAAUCGUUAACUUUUUCGUGCUUGAUAUGGAUUCCAAACCAAUAUUUUGCUCAAAAAUUAUCAGAAAGACAAAAAUUGCUCGAGGUUGCCAGAACCGCAAAAAGUUGCUCCAAACGCCAAAAGUUGCUCAAAAGUUGCCGAGUACAAUCAGGACAGGCCCACAUCCAUCUUUUUAACAUAAACCAACAGCUCAGAGCCAAUUUUUUCGAAGAAUGAUAACUAAGUUCGGGCUUAUCUGCCAUGAGCCGAAGUCAUUCAAAUCGAUAUACAGGACAACUUGACGCAGUGAUCCAAAAGUUACCGUGCUAGACCCUGAGUCAGGAGAGCUGAGUUUGAGUCCUAGCGAGGUCAUUGUGCAGUGCUCUUGGACAAGACACAAAGUCUCUCUCCUCCCAGUUAUAACUGAUCCAAAAUUUCUCGAGGCUCCUUGUCACAAGAUAUAGGAUUUAACCAUUAAGUACCGACUUGAACAAUCUAUAAUCACAACCACAAUUUCCUCAAAUGUGAUCGGUACAUCACCUGCUUUAAUUUCACUAAUCACCCUGUACAGUUGUAAUCGGAUACCUGUAAUCGAACACCUGUAAUCGGACACCUGUAAUCGGACAGUUAAAGCAGCCAAUCAUCUCAAGUUCACUCAGCUAAAUCCACCAAUCACAGAAUUGAUCACAAUAACAAUUGCAAUAACUAGGAAAUUUCCAAAUUUUUUUCUUUAGACAUUGUCCCUACUGGAGAUGUUUGUCGUAACUGUUUUUUUUCCGGAAAUUGUAAUGGUAAUGAUUGACUGGUAACAGGACUUCGCGUCGUCUAAUUCUGUCUGUAAUCAUACUCGUGAUUGACAAAUCGGACUCCCGCUUCGCGGUCGUCCGAUUUUGUUAAUCACUUAUAUGAUUACAGACCGAAUUGAACUCCACUCAGUCCUAUUACCAUUAUGUAACGCACAUGAUUUCUACUUCCUAGGUCGACGUAUUUCAUUGGUCACAUUCUGUUGAUUGCAACACUGAUCAUCUGCCCCAGUGGCAAACCAAGGCCUUCCCAUGAUGCUAGAGGCGCAAACGGUUCCGUGACGCCCAGUGGAUCCUUCAAAUUCGAACUGAACCACAAGGAUGAUUCUCUUCCAAGUUUGGCCAACAACAAUGCCUUACAUCGAAAAUUAAAGUGAAAAAACAAUUUAGUGUCUACAAUCAAUUAUUUAAGCUCCGUCGCAGUGUAAAUUGAUAUAAGGUUGACGAACCAGGGAAUUUUUUUGAAAAAUUGUUCUAAACGCUUUCAGUCUCUGGAUCUGGGAGUCAAUUCUCCUAACAGAUGUUUAUAAAUUUCGGUGUCGGUCGAUCCUAAGAAUUUGGAGUUCUCUCCCACAACUGUUCCCUAGGUGAUAUGUUGGUCUCGUACCCAGACCUUCCGUGGUCAAGCGGGUGCAGUCACACGAUAGGAUUUGGGUACGAGAUGAGUUAUACGUGUCUCAAUGAGGGGUCAUUAUUUAUCACGGAGGGGGGGGCCGGGGGGGGAGGGGCAGAGGAUUCUGGUAGUGUCACAGUCAACUAACACGAUCACCCCCUCCUAAGGCUCUGUAGCAUUUU